Molecule: messenger RNA, 2560 nt
Organism: Abrus precatorius (Indian licorice)
Lineage: Eukaryota; Viridiplantae; Streptophyta; Magnoliopsida; Fabales; Fabaceae
Product: ATPase family AAA domain-containing protein FIGL1
Exons: 13
Coding region: 183-2165 (660 amino acids)
Molecular function (GO): ATP hydrolysis activity; ATP binding
Source: RefSeq, a predicted model, not a curated record
AAAAUAAAUAUAUAUGAUUUACUCUUAUCCUCUGUGAGAGGGAAAUGGCGGGAGAUGAUGAUGAGCGGAACUCACACAGAAACGCGUCAAAAUAAGUAGUGAUUGCUAUUUCAUUUUUUACCCAUAACUUGUGAAAGAAAGAGAGAAAGAGAGAAAGAGAGAAAGAGAGAAAGAGAGAGAAAAUGGAGGAAGUGAAGGAAAAUGGUUGGAGAAUAGAGGUAGAGGAGAAGCUCAAGAGACUGCAAUCUCUUCUAUUCGGCGUUGAACGGGCUCUCCAAAACAACGAUUUCUCUUCUGCAUACGUUCUUGCGCUUCGUCUCCUUGGAUUCCUCGACGCACAUUCUCACUCCGACGUCGACGAAGCCUUCCUUCAACCGAUUCGCCGCGAUGCACUCGCCAAACUCAACUCCGCUCGCCGUUCCCUAAACCCUCAAUCAAAUCGCCAAGCUUUUGACCAUGCAAAGAAGUCUCCAGGAUCUGUUUUUGGCACAACAGGAGAUAUUGACUUGGAGAAGAUUCAGAAUUCAAAGUACUUUCGAGCUCUGGUCAAGCAAUCUAAGGAAAAAGUUGAGAAUCAAUUGGUUGAUCAACGGGGAAAGCAGGGGAAAGCAGGAAGCAAAGCCUCAAAGGAAAUGGUGCAAGCGAAGUUAACAUCCAUGUAUGGGAAAGGCAGUUUGAGGACUGGUAAUGGUUCCAGGAAUUUUUUGAACAUGAAAAAUAAUAGCUCUGAGGACUGCAUGAUUGUUGAUAGGCCUCAAUCUCAUGCCAACCAUACAAUGGAUCCUGGUGGUGUCUCUUCUGUCUUGCUAGUUGGAGGAGAAGAAAGAGCUUUCCGAAACACUUUUUUGACAAAACGUGUACACAUGGAAAAUAAUAGCCCCCGAGUUGGUUGUGUAAAGUCGCCUUCAAGCAAGGAGGAAGCUAAUCCUGAUGCUUGUGGUAACGGGUUUGUUACUGCCAGAGCAAAAUUGGAAAUGGAAACAAAGCAAAGGCGAGGAGUAGGUGGUUCACCCAGUGCAUCUGUCUCACCACAAUGCGAUAACAAUCCUGCCAACAGGUUAUACGGUGGGAGAUCAUAUGGUGUUUCACGACGUGGCUUCCGUGGUAAUUUUGUUCCUCCCAUUAAAUCCAAUGGGAACGGUUCUGGAAAUAUGAGUUCACGCGUUGCUGGGAAGUGUGAUGAUUCUUUAGAUGAUUCUACAAAAAGAUGUUUGGAAAUCCUGUGUGGUCCUGAUGGUGAGCUUCCUGAGAAAUUGAGGAAUUUGGAACCUCGCCUCAUUGAACAUGUUAGUAAUGAGAUUAUGGAUAAAGAUCCCAAUGUCCGGUGGGAUGAUAUUGCUGGAUUGGAGCAUGCCAAGAAAUGUGUCACUGAGAUGGUCAUAUGGCCUCUGCUACGUCCUGACAUAUUCAAGGGAUGUCGAUCCCCUGGGAGGGGUCUGCUUCUGUUUGGCCCACCUGGAACUGGUAAAACAAUGAUAGGAAAAGCCAUAGCAGGGGAGGCAAAGGCAACCUUCUUUUACAUAUCUGCAAGUUCGUUGACUAGCAAGUGGAUUGGUGAAGGUGAAAAGCUAGUAAGAGCCCUUUUUGGUGUUGCCAGUUGUCGUCAACCAGCAGUAAUUUUUGUUGAUGAAAUAGAUUCGCUCCUAUCUCAGCGUAAGUCAGAUGGUGAGCACGAAUCAAGUAGACGGCUAAAGACACAGUUUCUCAUUGAAAUGGAAGGCUUUGACAGUGGUAGUGAGCAAAUUCUGCUUAUUGGGGCAACAAAUCGUCCCCAAGAGCUUGAUGAAGCCGCACGAAGGAGACUUACUAAAAGACUUUACAUUCCCCUACCAUCCUCAGAGGCAAGAGUUUGGAUUGUACGUAACCUUUUAGAAAAAGAUGGAUUAUUCAAGCUGUCAAAUGAGGAAAUGGAUACUAUAUGCAACCUAACGGAAGGUUAUUCAGGAUCAGACAUGAAAAAUUUAGUGAAGGAUGCUUCUAUGGGACCCCUAAGAGAGGCUUUAAGGCAAGGCAUUGAAAUUACAAAGUUGAAAAAAGAGGAUAUGCGGCCAGUAACUCUUCAGGACUUUGAGAAUGCCCUGCAAGAAGUGCGGCCUUCUGUUUCCCCAAAUGAACUUGGCACUUACGAUCAAUGGAACAAGCAAUUUGGAAGCCUAUCACUGUAGUGGCAUGCGUUAACAAUAAGGAGACAACAUAUCAACAGUUAAUGACAGAGAUCUUUAUCUUAAUACCUGCAGUAUGUUAAUCUUUAUGUUUAAAUCAGCUCAGAUUGCGCGCCUUGCACAAUCCCUUACAUAUAAAUCAUCAAUUGACGCGACCAAGUGGAAUGCCCUGAACAGUUUUAAAAACUUAGGUCUCCAGCAAAAAACCAUGUUUUGCAGGCGGCAUUUUCUUUAUGAUGUUGAUUACGAACAUGUUCAAUGGUCGGGAUUUAGCUAAAAAAACACAUGCAAAACUUUACUGUAUUGUUUGUCUGAUCAUUUGUUGCUUGGUUUGAUUCAGAAACAGAAACAUACCAUACACCAAUAGUCUAUUGUUCCAUGACAUGCUUUGAUUUCUU